AUGUCAGACGAAAAAUCACAAUUAAUCGAAGCUUUCUAUAACUUUGACCAUGACUAUGAUGGUUUUGUAAGCGUUGAAGAGUUCCGUGGUAUUUUAAGAGAUGGUCUUCCAAUGCCAGAACCAGAGAUUCAAGAAUUUUUAGCAGCAGCUGAUCCAAACAAUACAGGUUUCAUUGAUUACAAGGCAUUCGCUGCCAUGUUAUACUCUGUCGAUGAAUCCUAA
Molecule: messenger RNA, 222 nt
Organism: Cavenderia fasciculata
Lineage: Eukaryota; Evosea; Eumycetozoa; Acytosteliales; Cavenderiaceae
Gene: mlcB
Product: myoB light chain
Exons: 3
Coding region: 1-222 (73 amino acids)
Molecular function (GO): calcium ion binding
Source: RefSeq, a predicted model, not a curated record